AUGGACAGUAAAACUAAUGCCUUACAAACUGAGUCUAUUGAAAAAUUUAAAGAAAGUGAGAGUGAGUUUGAUGCAGAUACUGAGGAACAGUCUAUGGAUAUAGAACCCAUUGCUCCAUCAUGCUUAAAUGAUUCAACCUCAUAUUCUAAUAAUGUGCAAGUAAAGGAAGAAGGAAAUUCAAGUAAUGAAGGGGUUUUUAGUAACCACUCUAGACCUCUGCGCAAUGCAACACCAAUAGAAAGCUUAAGACCCAUCAAUGUCAUAGCAUAUAGUAACAUGGUCCCAGGUGACCUUGAUGAUGAAUCAAACCAUAGAGAACUUUUAGAUUUGGAGACUACAUCAAAAAACAAGCAGUUUGUUAAUAUGAUGAAUGAGAAUUAUUUUGGUGAUAAUAUUUAUGCCGACUAUUUCACUCCAGAUAGGGUUGAAUCAUUUGACGCUGAGAAGGAAUCUAGUAUAAAGGAGGGCCAAAAAGAAAGCAUGGACCUUUGGGGUGAGCCAUCACAGAAAGAGUCCGAGUUUGUACUUCCGAAUUUUAUUCAUGAGAGCUACAAAAUAGCUGACAGUAAUGGGCCAGAUCACCCUGGUAUUCCUAAUGAGGGCCAUGAGUUAAAUGUUGCAGCAGACAAGUGUGAGCAAGAUAGUAAAGUGGAUAUGUUAUGUGAGAGUAGAAGUGAAGAAGAGACACCAUUAAACAUCUGUGCUGACGAACGAAUGCCACCUAGAGGAGAGCUGAGUGGCCAGGAAAGUAAUGGAGAUAUGGAGUCGACAUGGAGUGGGACAUACAAUGAGGUUACGCCUUCGGAGCCCUACGAUUUAAUCGCUCGAGAAAGCUGGGUGUCUGACGGUUCGGAGGUUGAUGCCAACGAGAAAAGGGAUACCAUUGAGGAGGAUGUGCCCUUUCCGAAGACCAGGCUUUACACUUGUACACAAUGUGGCACCAAGUUCCCCUCGCUGAAGGAAUUACGCACCCAUAAGGCCCUCUCGCACUCCCUGCCCACGUGUUCCAAUGUGAAGACUACCUACAGCCGCCUGGUAAAUGCGCGGAGCAUAAAGAAGGAGGAUAAAGCUGAAGAUGGUGGUUUAGAGAGCAAUCUUUUAGCAUUAUCUGGUUCAAAAGAGUCUAUGACAUCAAGUAUGUUGCAAGUGUAUGACGCGAUUGCCGAUGCUAAACCAGCUUUAAAGGGCCUUAUAAAUCAAGAGGUUAAGCGCCGAAGAAAGGACUUUGUUUGCCCCACAUGCAAGGAAGACCAAAUGAGUGAUGUAGCUUUUCAAGCCCAUCUAAAAAUACAUCCGUUGGAGUGUCUCACCUGUGGGAAAUGUUUCUACAAGAGAGCCAAUCUGUCACUGCACAUUAAAACGCACUUAGGAAUCAAGAAUUUUAAGUGCGACAUCUGCGAGAAGCGGUUCGCGACGCGGCAGAAGAUGACCGAGCACCGCAACGUGCACACCGGCCGGAUGCCCAUCAAGUGUACCGUCUGCGACGACACCUUCCGCCGCUACUCCAACAUGGUGCAGCACAGGGACCGCCACCACUUCCAGAAGCGUGCGAAGGUCCGUGACUUCGUGUGCCACUGCGGGGCGGUGUACCACUCGAAGGCGAAGCUCCUCUGGCACAAGGAGACCCACGAGGAGAAGCCCAAGUCGUGCCACUACUGCAGCGACAAGUUCGUGCACGCCUCCUCGCUCACCAGGCACGUGCGGCGCACCCACAACGAGUACUACCUCUCCGACAAACUCAAGGGGAAAGUGGAGAACGUGCCGUGCCCCAUAUGCAAACAGAUGUACCUGCGCACGAAUCUGCGCGCGCACAUGCUGACGCACAGCGGCAAAAGGCCGUACCCGUGCAUCGUCUGCAACAAGUCGUUCACCACCAAGUGGAACCUGAAGCUGCACCGGUGGACGCAUAUGAACCGCUCCGCGAAGCCCUUCAAGUGCCACCUCUGCAAGGGCGCCUUCAUACGGCACGCGGAGUACGUGUCGCACAUGAACUCGCACAAGUCCCUCAGGCCGUACACGUGCAACUACUGCGGCUGCCAGUUCAUCAGGAAGUACAACUGCCAGCGGCACGUCAGGGAGCACGAGAUGGCCAAGAAGUAUGUCUGCAAAGUGCCCGAGUGCGGCAAGUCCUUCCACAGGAGCUACUACCUGUCGGAGCAUAUGAAAGUGCACAGUGGAGUGAGGCCCUUCGCCUGCAAUAUAUGCGGCAAAACGUCGAGCAAUAAAUCGAACCACAACAAACACGUGAAGAUCCACCACGCGAGGGAACCGGUUGCCACGGAGGCA
Molecule: messenger RNA, 2286 nt
Organism: Iphiclides podalirius (scarce swallowtail)
Lineage: Eukaryota; Metazoa; Arthropoda; Insecta; Lepidoptera; Papilionidae
Source: the annotation of a GenBank genome assembly